Molecule: messenger RNA, 357 nt
Organism: Anthostomella pinea
Lineage: Eukaryota; Fungi; Ascomycota; Sordariomycetes; Xylariales; Xylariaceae
Source: the annotation of a GenBank genome assembly
AUGCGGAUCAAACAUUACCAGCAAGCCGCGCUCUUCUCGAUAGCGGCCUCAACCCUGUCGUUGGCCGAUCCCAUCAACCCGCUCCUAUACUCAGACUUCUCCAACUACUCUCCCAUACACAGGAGAGAACUCGAGUGUCCGGCCGAUUUCUUCAGUUGCGAGAACCAAGGUGCGGUCUUUAAGGGUACCUGUUGCGAAAAUGGGCAAAGCGACCUGUACCGGAGUGGCACCUGCGGGCACGACAACGGCGGUUUCGUACGUGAGCAAUUCGUACUUCUCGUUCCCAUACAUACCGACAUCGUACUCGAACCCAGUCGCAUGCACAUCAGCCAUGAACGCCUGCUCGAGGAAUUAUGA